GGCGCCGGGCGGCCACGUGGUGGUGCUGCCGCUGCCCCCGCCCCGCCAGCCCAGCCUCGGAGCCGCGGCGCCCACUGACCCCCGCAGCGGAGGAGGAGGAGGGACCGAGGCGCAGGAAGCCGGGCAGGAAGCGAGCCCGGCGGCCGCGUUUUCCUGGGGAAGCGGCGGGCGGGGUGGCUCAGCCAGCGGGACCCGGGAGCAGCCGCCGUCGACUGGAUGGGGUGUUGAGCAGUCACGUCUAGAGCUUUGGAAGGCUGAAUGGACUGACCAUGAAGAGCUUGAAAGCGAAGUUCAGGAAGAGUGACACCAACGAGUGGAACAAGAAUGAUGACCGGCUGCUGCAGGCCGUGGAGAAUGGAGACGCGGAGAAGGUGGCUUCGCUGCUGGGCAAGAAGGGGGCCAGUGCCACCAAACAGGACAGCGAGGGCAAGACAGCUUUCCAUCUUGCUGCUACAAAAGGACACGUGGAGUGCCUCAGGGUCAUGGUUACACAUGGCGUGGAUGUGACAGCCCAAGAUACUGCCGGACACAGUGCUUUGCACCUCGCAGCCAAGAACGGCCACCAUGAGUACAUCAAGAAGCUCCUUCAGUCUAAGUGCCCGGCCGAAGGCACGGACAGCUCUGGGAGGACCGCUUUGCAUUACGCAGCGGCACAGGGCUGCCUUCCAGCCGUGCAGGUUCUGUGCGAACACAAAAGCCCGGUAAACCUCAAGGACUUGGAUGGGAAUAUACCGUUGCUUCUUGCGGUACAAAACGGCCACAGUGAGGUCUGUCGCUUUCUUCUGGAUCACGGAGCAGAUGUAAAUUCCAGGGACAAGAACGGAAGAACCGCUCUGAUGGCGGCGUGUGAGACCGGCAGCUAUAACAUCGCGGAAGCCUUAAUCAAAAAAGGUGCAGACCUCGCCCUUGUAGACUCGCUUGGACACAAUGCCUUACAUUAUUCUAAACUCUCCGAAAACGCAGGAAUUCAAAGCCUUCUGUUAUCGAAAAUCUCUCAGGAUGCUGAUUUAAAGACACCAACAAAACCAAAGCAGCAUGAUCAAGUGUCUAAAAUAAGCUCAGAAAGAAGUGGAACUCCAAAAAAACGCAAAGCUCCACCACCUCCUAUCAGUCCUACCCAGUUGAGUGAUGUGUCUUCCCCAAGGUCAAUAACUUCAACACCAAUUUCGGGGAAGGAAUCAGCAUUUUUUGCUGAACCACCCUUCAAGCAGGCUGAGAUCAGUUCCAUCCGGGAAAACAAGGACAGGCUGAGUGACAGUACCACGGGCGCUGAUAGCUUACUGGAUAUAAGUUCUGAAGCUGACCAACCAGAUAUUCUUGUCCUGUUACAAGCAAAAGUUGCAUCUCUUACCUUACACAAUAAGGAAUUACAAGAUAAAUUACAGGCCAAGUCACCCAAGGAGGCAGAAGCUGACCUGAGCUUUGACUCUUACCAUUCCACUCACACUGACUUGGCUCCAUCUCCGGGGAAACCUAGUGAAACCGGUCCCCCAGACCUCAAAGCCUCUCCACCUGUCCUAACACAGUAUGUGAGUGAAUCCAUUCUCGACAGCGAUGUCAGAAUCCAGCAACUACAAGAGCUUUUGCAAGACCUGCAGAGGAGACUGGAGAGCUCCGACGCAGAGAGGAGGCAGCUGCGGGCCGAGCUGCAGUCCAGGCGGCCCGAGCCUGCCUGCUUGAACAACGCCGAGAUUUCCGAGAACGGCUCUGACCUCAGCCAGAAACUCAAAGACACUCAGAGCAAGUACGAGGAGGCGAUGAAGGAAGUCCUCAGUGUGCAGAAGCAGAUGAAGCUGGGCCUCGUCUCACCCGAGAGCGUGGACGCUUACUCCCAUCUCCGGGAGCUGAGGGUCACCGAGGAGGAGAUACGUGCGCUAAAGCAGGAUCUCCAGAAUGCGCUAGAAGAAAGUGAAAGAAACAGAGAGAAAGUGAGAGAGUUAGAGGAAAAACUUGCAGAGAGGGAGAAAGGUACGGUAACUCAGCCACCUGUAGACGAGUAUGAGGAAAUGAAAAGUUCCUAUUGUUCUGUUAUUGAGAGUAUGAAUAAGGAGAAAGCAUUUUUGUUAGAGAAAUACCAAGAGGCCCAAGAAGAAAUCAUGAAACUAAAAGAUACACUAAAAAGUCAGAUGACUCAGGAGGCAGGCGAUGACGCCGAAGACAUGAAAGAGGCCAUGAACAGGAUGAUAGAUGAACUCAACAAACAGGUGAGCGAGCUGUCCCAGCUGUACAAAGAAGCCCAGGCCGAGCUGGAGGAUUACAGGAAAAGGAAAUCUCUGGAAGACGUCACAGCUGACUAUAUCCAUAAAGCAGAGCAUGAGAAACUGAUGCAGGUGACCAACAUGUCUAGGGCCAAAGCAGAAGAGGCGUUGUCUGAAAUGAAGUCUCAGUACUCAAAAGUGUUGAAUGAGUUGGCUCAGCUCAAACAGCUGGUAGAUGCCCAGAAGGAGAACUCAGUCUCCAUCACAGAACAUUUGCAGGUGAUAACCACGCUGCGGACGACCGCCAAAGAGAUGGAGGGGAGAAUCGGCACCCUUAAAGAGCACCUUGCCAGCAAGGAAGCAGAAGUGUCCAGACUGGAGAAGCAGCUUGUAGAAGAGAAGGCGGCGAUGACCGAGGCGAUGGUGCCCAGGUCUGCCUACGAAAAGCUCCAGUUGUCAUUAGAAAGUGAAGUGAGCGUGUUGGCGUCCAAAUUAAAGGAUUCCGUAAAAGAGAAAGAGAGAGCCCAUUCAGAGCUUGCCCAGAUUAGAAGCGAGGUCUCUCAACUGAAAAGGGAAAAAGAAACUAUCCAGACUCUCUUGAAAUCCAAAGAGCAAGAAGUAAAUGAACUUCUGCAGAAGUUCCAGCAUGCUCAGGAAGAGCUUGCAGAAAUGAAGAGAUGUUCGGAGAGCUCUUCAAAACUAGAGGAGGACAAAGACAAGAAGAUAAAUGAGAUGUCGAAGGAGAUCACCAAGUUGAAGGAGGCGCUGAACAGCCUGUCACAACUCUCCUACUCGGCGAGCUCCUCCAAGAGGCAGAGUCAGCAGCUGGACGGGCUGCAGCAGCAGGUCAAGCAGCUCCAGACGCAGCUGGCUGAAUGCAAGAAGCAACACCAGGAGGUCAUAUCGGUUUACAGGAUGCAUCUUCUGUAUGCUGUGCAGGGCCAGAUGGAUGAAGAUGUCCAGAAAGUACUGAAGCAGAUCCUUACCAUGUGUAAAAACCAGUCCCAGAAGAAGUAGAACGGACUCCUUGGCAGGACACUGCCCCUUGUUGUCCACCUCUGUGUCGGACCCGGAGUCAUCGACGACCACCGCCGUUGUUCUCGUUUGUGGCAUGCACCGUGACCUAGUCUAGUUCUUCCCUUUCCAAAGGCUUCUUUCGGGGGACUGGUCCCAGGAAAAGACUGUCCUCCCCAGAACUGCCUAAGAGACUUGAAAGCAGCAGAGAUGACAGGGGCCAUCGUCCUUGCUGAUUCCGGAGCCGGGAUCCGCCACGCCCAGGAGUCCGGCCCUGGUGCUGGCAAGUGGGCAUCCUCCUCGGUCCCCGACCAGCUGCGCGGCUUCGUCAUCACUGAGUGACAUGUUGACACCUCUGCCCAGUAAAUGCUGCUUUGGUUCCUACGCUCUGGCUGUACCGUUGAGCACAGCAGGGCUCUUUCUGCCUUUGGUUUCCAAUCCCCAAAACGUGAUUUGACUUCCAACGAAAUUACUAUGGCGCUAGUUAGCGGUGCAUGCUUACGCCCUUUUAUCAUGAUAUCCUGUGGAUUUGAAAACCCUAAUUCCAUCUUUUUCCCCCAUCUGCCUUAUAUAGCUCAUCACUGGCUUGUCAAUCUUAGCUUGAUGAGCACCAGCCACUAAAAUCCGAAGCUUAAAAACAAAAGCAAAUUGCCCUUAAAAGUUUUUAAGUAAAUCGUUGAGGUAUUGCAAAUUUUCUAUGCAAACUUGCCUUCUGCCGUUAUCCGUGAAGCUCAGGAAAUCCAAACAUUUGUGUUUCAACAAGGGACGGUAAACUGCAUGUUUACAGCCAAAAGAAAUGCCUCAUAGUUCUUAACCUCAAUUUUUUUAAGUGUUUUUUCUCUACAAUAUUUUUAUUGGCUCUUAAAAAUGUUUUCAUAUCUAAAUCCCUAACUAAGUGAAAUUCACAUUAGACUAUAUUAACAAAAUAUUUUUUAGGUAACCGUGCUUAAGACUUUUUAGAAAUAGAACUUUUUCCUCAAAGUUUUCAGCUAUAGCAAAAGGUAGUUACGUAUUCCAAAGUCAGGACGAGCUGCCAGCCCCCUCGCAUUUCUGCCACAGUGUCCUCAGAACUGUAGCACAUUUCUUAAUAUAGUAAAUGCUCUUUGACCCAUUGAGUAAUUGUGAAUGCCCCCGCUCCACCAGUGCCCCUAAAUUAUCUCCGGAAGAACUGUUAGUCACAGUCAGUUUUUCAACUUCGAAGCUACAUAUCCUGAUAUGGUAAACCUUAUGGUGCAUAUAGCAAAGGUCUUAAGGGGGAAAUAUUUCUGUUCACUUUCCUUUCAGGUUAAAAAUGUUUUCUAACUUGCUUGCAACUUCCCUUACAACACUGACCUUACUGAGGGAUGUAAACAGAAUACAGGCAUCUGCAAAGUAUGUAAUUAAACUGUAGGCCUGCUCCGACAGGGCCCGCGUCCCGCAGGGCUGCCUGGGCUCAGGGGUGCUUGGCUGUGUUGGAUGAUGACCAGUGACAACAAAGCAAAAAUGGCUUUCAAGCUUGGUGUUUCUUUUCUUAAGUUGUUUGUAGUUCAGCAGUUUCGAAAAUGCUCCAAAGAAAUGUGAAAGGACUUUUUGUUACAGCACUUAACACAAAACGACCCCCUCCUGCUCCCCCACCGAAAUGCUGCAGAGUAUAAAACUUGAGAAAUUUUGUAGGAUGCUUGACAGAGCGUAGCCUUUUAUCUUGUUUCAGGAUGCAUAUUUAUUACAAGUACUCUGGUUAAAUAUUGAAAAGUUAUAUGCUGUAGUUUAGCCGUUUG
Messenger RNA from Pteronotus mesoamericanus, 4969 nucleotides. It is a transcript of the gene RAI14, whose product is annotated as retinoic acid induced 14. Gene Ontology annotation, molecular function: protein binding. The transcript is spliced from 18 exons. The record is from RefSeq and is a predicted model, not a curated record. Bases 270 to 3215 code for a protein of 981 amino acids. Lineage: Eukaryota; Metazoa; Chordata; Mammalia; Chiroptera; Mormoopidae.